Molecule: messenger RNA, 727 nt
Organism: Daphnia pulicaria
Lineage: Eukaryota; Metazoa; Arthropoda; Branchiopoda; Diplostraca; Daphniidae
Product: proteoglycan 4-like
Exons: 2
Coding region: 146-538 (130 amino acids)
Source: RefSeq, a predicted model, not a curated record
AGAAGGAAGUGCAAAAAAAAAAAAAAAAAUGGGCAACCGUGGCUAUAUUAAUGCGUGACUCGGUAAAUCCUGAUCAAGUAACCAGUAAUCUUCGUUCGAGAAAACAACUCCUUUUCAUCGGUAGCUAGAAGAAAAAUUCAACACAAUGAAGUACUUAUUGGUGAAGAUUUUUAUUAUUGUAGCCAUCAUUUCUCUGGCUAAUUCCCAGCAGAGUGCUUCAGAAACAACGCCCAAAACUGUUAAACAGGUAUCGACGACGGCUAAGCCUAUGGCUGGUGCUGCUACGACUGUUAAGCGUUCAUCGACAACGGUUAAGCGCGCAGGAACAACAGCUAAACCGAGAACAACUACUGUCAAACGCGCAGGAACAACAGCUAAACCGAGAACCACUACUGUUAGGCGUGGACCUGCACCCACAACUGCCAAGCGCGCAUCUACAACACCUAGACCUAGGACCACUACUGUCAAGCGCGCACCUACAACUGCUAAGCGCGCGUCCACUACGGUUAAGCGCACAGCCACGACCAAGAAAGUUUAAAUGAUUCAAUUCCGGCCAUCAUUUUCUUUGUUGUUUCUUCAAUCUUUACAUAUCUAUAGGCCCACAGUUAAACAUUCCAUCGUUGUUUCGAAUAUGAACAGGCCGUCUCUUUCUGAAUAAUACGACUCACUUUGCUAUUCUUAUUUAAUUGGCAGCGAUAUUUAGUAAAUAUAAUAUGCAGAAAUCGUU